Molecule: messenger RNA, 986 nt
Organism: Austrofundulus limnaeus
Lineage: Eukaryota; Metazoa; Chordata; Actinopteri; Cyprinodontiformes; Rivulidae
Gene: rpp14
Product: ribonuclease P/MRP 14 subunit
Exons: 3
Coding region: 297-770 (157 amino acids)
Biological process (GO): tRNA 5'-leader removal; fatty acid biosynthetic process
Cellular component (GO): mitochondrion; multimeric ribonuclease P complex; nucleolus
Molecular function (GO): ribonuclease P RNA binding; (3R)-hydroxyacyl-[acyl-carrier-protein] dehydratase activity
Source: RefSeq, a predicted model, not a curated record
UCGUCGGCACGGCUCGGAGCCAAAACCAUGGGAAAAAAAACAGCUUUAAAACUGAAACUAACACGUGACGAACCUUCAGGUGGGCGCGGCGUUGAACUUCGACGUGUUGAAGUUCGAUGAAGACUCUCUGAGCGCUCUGCUUCGUGUUUCCAGCAGGGGUUUGGUGAAGCYGUGGAGCUCCCUGACUCUGCAGGGUUUCUACCAGAACCAGAACUGCGCCUUCAGAGUCCUGCAGGUGUCUCCGUACCUCCUGGCGCUGACAGGAAACAGUCGGGAUCUGCAGCUGGACUGAAGCCAUGAGUUUCGUUUGGAGGAGGUUCCUCAACAAGCCCCGCCCCUCCUCCCUCGCAGCAGCUCCGCCCCUCAGGCGGCUGCUCCACGUGGGCCAGCGGGCCUCCCUCAGCAGAGCCUUCUCCUCCCAGGACCUGGAGCUGUUCGCCGCCCUGACGGGCGACACCAACCCCCUCCACUUGGACCCGGUCUACGCCCAUGCCAACUCCUUCAAUGCGCCCGUCGUGCACGGCGUCCUCAUCAACGGGCUGAUCUCGGCCGUGCUCGGCACCGAGAUGCCCGGGCCCGGCUGCGUCCUCAUGCACCAGGAGAUCCGCUUCCCGGCGCCGCUGUUCGUCGGGGAGGAGGUGCUGGCCGAGGCGGAGGUGCAGAAAAUCAAGAUGUCGUUCGCCUUCAUCGCCGUGACGUGCUCCGUGAAGGACAAGGUGGUGAUGGAGGGGGAGGUGAUGGUGAUGAUGCCCGCCGAGCAGCAGGGCUGAAGGCAAAGAUGAUGUCAUCAGAACAUUUAUUUAGGUUUAAAUCUGAUAGGAUUUAUUUGAUUAUAUUGAAAAGAGAGCAUAACGGUCAUACAGAAGAUCACUUUAUUGUUCAAUGUGUUCAAAUUUUAAAUAAAGAAAUUGAAUCGUGUCGUUUUACAAAAAUAAAACAUCAGUUCAAACUUGAAAUGUCCUGUAUAAUUAAAGAUUUGAAGUGCC